This is a messenger RNA of Trichoderma reesei QM6a, 1521 nucleotides long. RefSeq lists its product as uncharacterized. Gene Ontology annotation, molecular function: basic amino acid transmembrane transporter activity. Lineage: Eukaryota; Fungi; Ascomycota; Sordariomycetes; Hypocreales; Hypocreaceae. Gene Ontology annotation, cellular component: fungal-type vacuole membrane. The transcript has 5 exons. The record is from RefSeq and is a predicted model, not a curated record. The annotation marks the transcript as partial. Gene Ontology annotation, biological process: basic amino acid transport; transmembrane transport.
CCAACCCGCUUCCGCCUCAUCUUCGGCCAGAUCCUCACCGCCCAGUUCCUCGCCUCCUUCGACGGCACACUCCUCGCCUCCUCCCACCCCGUCAUCACCUCCCACUUCGCCGCCGCCAACGCAGCCUCCUGGCUCUCCACCGCCUUCCUCCUCACCACCACCGCCUCCCAGCCCCUCCUCGGCCGGCUCUCCGACGCCGUCGGCCGCAAGCCCCUCUUCGUGGCCAGCCUGCUCGUCUUUGCCGCGGCCACAGCGUGGUGCGCUCUUGCGGGGAGUAUUGGGAGUUUUGUGGCUGCGAGGGCCGUCUGUGGGCUUGGUGCCGGGGGGGCCAUGACGCUGGGAGCCAUCUUGACGAGUGAUUUGGUGCCGAUUGAACGCCGCGGCAACUACCAAUCCUACGUAAACGUCACCUUUGGCGCCGGCUCCGCCCUCGGCGCGGCCCUCGGCGGCGCCAUGGCCGACACCCUAGGCUGGCGCGGCGAGUUUGCCGUGCAAGUCCUCCCGAUUCUGCUCUGCGCCGCCGUCGCCUUCCUUGUGAUUCCGGACGACAUUGGACUCGUAGGGGGGAAGCCGAGGCGGAGGGUGUGGGAUGCGCUGGGGGAGUUUGACUUUGGAGGGUCGGCAGCGUUGACGGUGGCGACGACGAGUGCGAUUCUUGGGCUGAAUUUUGGCGGAAACAUCUAUCCGUGGUCUCACCCCAUCGUCAUAGCCGCCCUCUCCAUCUCGGCAAUCUCCUUCCCGACAUUCCUCUACAUCGAAUCCCGCGUCCCCCUGCCCAUCAUGCCCCUCCACCUCAUCCGCAAGGCCCCCCGCGCAAACCUCCUCCUGUCCAACUUUAUCGCCGCCAUCCUCUCCAACUCCAUCCUCUUCAACAUCCCCCUCUACUUCCAAGCAGUCCUCCUCUCAAGCGCCACCUCCUCCGGCCUCCGCCUCGCCCUUCCCUCCGCCAUCGCCUCCAUCACCGGCGCCUCCACCGGCUUCGCCAUAACGUACACGCGCCGCCUGAAGUGGCCCGUCGUCGCCGGCACGACUUUUUACCUCGUCGGCUGCAUCCUCCUCGCGCUCCUCCGCCGCGGCAUGUCCCCCGCCGCCUACCUCCUCGUCCUCGUCCCGCAGUCCAUCGGCCAAGGGUUCCAGUUCCCGGGCACCUUCAUGGCCAUCCUCGCGUCGUCUACGCAGGCCGAACAAGCCGUCGUCACGAGCACCCUCAUUCUAUGGCGGUGCGUAGGGUUAGUGUUGGGGGUCGCGAUGAGUAGUCUUGUCGUGCAGAAUGCGCUGGUGCAUUACCUUGGUGUUUUCGUUGUGGACGGCCCGGAUAAGGAGGAUGUUGUCAGGAGGGUGAGGAAGUCGGUGGAGGCUGUGGCCGAGCUGGAGGAGCCGUAUAGGGAGAUGGUUGUGAGGAGCUAUGAGGCGGCGCUGAGGUUGACGUUUGUGCUUUGUGCGGUGCUGGCGGCGAUUGCGGUGGUGGUUGUUUUGCCAAUGAGGUUGCCGCGUCUGGGGCAGGCAAGUCGCAAGUUGUGA